CUCCCCCCACCAGAUGACUGUCAGUGCGCAUUUCCUAUUGGAAAGAGGCAGCGAGAAGUAAACGGAGGAGACCGAGAGGGGAAGAGAGAGUGUGUGAGGGAGAGAAGGAGAGAGAUAGACCGAGAGGGAGUCCAGCGGAGAGGCAACUUCACCCGGGGUUUAUCACCGCGCGGUGCCGGAGAGGAGAGGUCGCUUCCGAGCGCAGCAUGAUCGAGCUGGUUAAAAAGUGACCGUGGACGAAGCAUCUGACUGAAGCGCCUGUUGGCUGAUGGACUGCUGGAGAGCACAGUGACAGGUGACAGAGAAGGGACCCGGAGGAAGAAGAUACAGCGGAGGAAAGUUAUCAACUAUGGAGAUGCUCUGUUGACUGAGACUUUACGCACUGCUCGGACCAUUUAGAGUCAUUUCCUUGGACUGGAUUUUAUUACAGACGAUCCCAGUGCGCUUGUCCGUCCGGUGAUACCACAACCAGCCCGGUCGCGUAUAAAGACAGAGCGAGCGGAUCCUUCCACGCAAAAACAAUCAGCGGCGAGAGCAACUAAAAUGCCUGCGUUAUACCUCAUCUUUUGCCUUAUGGCCACAGCAGCCACCCAAGCAGCCUACUUCUCCCAGCAGCCCCAGGACCAGGUGGUUGUGUCCGGUCAGUCAGUGACUCUUCCUUGUGUCAUUGUGGGUUACCGGGGAAUGGUACAGUGGACCAAAGAUGGCCUUGCACUGGGAGGAGAAAGAGACCUUCCAGGCUGGACGCGCUAUUCCUUAAUGGGCGACCCGCUAUCAGGCGAGCACAGCUUGCUGAUCGAUUCGGCAGAGUUGGCGGAUGACGCGGUGUACGAGUGUCAGGCUACACAGGCGGGACUGCGCUCCCACCGUGCCAAGCUCACUGUACUAGUUCCUCCUUCAGACCCUGUGGUGGAGGGCGGCCCCGUUGUGCGUCUUAAAGCCUACACACCAUACAACCUCACCUGCAGAGCCUCAGGAGCCAAGCCUGCUGCUGAGAUCACCUGGUACAGAGAUGGGGAGGUUAUGGACACUGCGGUUUAUUCCAAGACACCGAUGGAAGAUGGGAAGAGGGAGACGGCUGUCAGUAUGCUUCCAAUCAUCCCAGAGGAUAGCGACUCUGGCCGCACCUACACCUGCAGGGUUCUUAACCCAGCUGCUCCUGCUGGACGACAAACAUCAAUCACUAUCAAUGUCCAACACCCUCCCUCUGUGACGCUGUCAGUCCAGCCUCAGACCGUGACCGAGGGAGCCAAGGUUCUCUUCAUCUGCUCUGCUUCAGCCAAUCCUGAAAUCACUGGAUACAGAUGGUCGAAAGGAGGACUUCCCAUCUCGGAGGCAAAUGGGGACAGCCUGGAGGUGAUGGUGGACUACUCUUACUUCACAGAUCCUGUCUCCUGUGAGGUGUCCAACUCUGUGGGCAGCACCAACGUCAGCACCCUGGUCGAUGUCCAAUUUGGCCCCAGACUGCUGUCGGAGCCAAAGCCAAUGACAGUGGAUAUAGGGAUGGAUGCAUCUUUUACUUGUGCGUGGACUGGGAACCCUCCCCUGACCCUGGCAUGGACCAAGCAGGGCUCCAGCGUGGUGCUCAGUAAUGGUAACACCUUGCAACUGAAGGCUGUUACCCAGGAAGAUGCUGGAACUUACACCUGCAAGGCCAUCGUACCUCGGAUUGGAGUUGCAGAAAGAGAUGUCACUUUAACUGUAAAUGGUCCACCUAUCAUCACAGCGGACGCCACGCAGCACGCUGUGAAGCACUCCAAGGGCAAGCUGGAGUGCCGGGUGGAGAGCAGCCCCCCGCCUGAUAAGAUUGUGUGGACCUUCGGAGACACGAGUCUGUCCUCUGGUUCCUCCGGUCGUUACUCAGUGCAGACAGUUACCAGCGACCACGGCGUCCUGUCUUCUCUGGUGCUGUCUGAGAUUCUGGCUCAGGAUUUCCAGCUGCGCUACAACUGCACCGCUUGGAACCGAUUCGGCACGGGCACCGCCCUGGUCACACUGAAAGAACAAGAAGCCUUGCCUAUGUUGAUAAUUGUUGGUGGAGCAGUAGGUGGAGGCUGUGUCCUGCUCAUCUGCGUCAUCACUCUGGUCUCCCUCUGCUGCAGGCACACAGGCAAAGGUGAGCUCAACGGUAAGAGGUGUACUCGUCUUUCCAAGAGUGACAUCAGAGUUCAAAUCGUUCAUAGUGAUCACAACGCUACACGUGGCAACGAUGAUGAGGAGGAUGUCAAAGAGCCGAUGGCUCCAAACAGCAGCGAGUCUCCUGGGACGUCGCGAACAGAACACAGUGACCUUCUGGAGGAGGAGGAGGAUGAACGAUCGGAUAUCAAGGACCCCACCAAUGGCUACUACAAUGUCCGGGGCCAUGAAGAUCGCCACAUCCGCGGCAGUGGGUUCUCUGAGUAUGUGCCCAACACUCGCCCAGUCUACACUCCAUCGCAGCUGCCCUCCCCCAGCCCAAUGUAUGGUCAGCAUGGCACACAGCCUCGAGUCUAUGACUUCUCCCACCGAUACGCAACCACCACUGCGGGCAGAACCUCAUAUGAACAGCAGCAAGCUGCCCAGCAACAGCCUGCACAGGCGACCAGCAUUUAUCCCACUGACCCACUCUACAGUGGCUCUGCUUACUUACCUGCUACUUAUGGUCGCGCCUUCACCAGCUACGUUAAACCCGCUUCCUAUGAGAAGGUGGAUGCGUAUGACCAAUCAGAUCAGGCCAGCAAGGUGUCCAGCUCGUCUCGCUUCUCUUAUGCCUCCUCACAAGUGUCCUCCCAGCAGUCCGACUAUGGCCGGCCCUCACAACGAAUGCAGACUCAUGUCUGAUGGACAAAAAAGAAAAUGGAGAAAAGAUGAUUACGGGAGCAGCGAGUAACUAUUGUCACCUCCACAUACUCGUGUGGCUUGACUAACAUGAACAGAGACUUUCUUUACUUGGACGGUCCUUAAAGGACAAGUUUGGACAGUAUUUUUGGAGGCAGUUGUGUGAUUUCGGUUAUGGGAUAACCAACCUGUUGUGACUGAUGGCAGGAUCUACAAUAAUGCAAACUGUAGAGAAACUGCUGAGCUGGAGAAUUCAGCAGAUUGUGGUGUUCAAGUCAAACUUCUGAUUCCAGUGUGAUACCUCGACAGGUUACAACUCAAACCUGUGGAGAUAUUCAGUCAGUGCAAGAGCCAACUAGAUAAUAUAUCAAAUGAAUAUGGGUGGCCAAAACGACAGGGGUAGAUGGUUACCUGCAUUCCAGAGUUUACUUUGUGUCAACACAAAAACAUGACCUCUAAAAUACUUUGAACCGAGACCAUCUAACACAUAUUUGAAGGAAAAAACUGAUACGAACAAGCUAUUUUUGUCUCUCAUUCAGUGUUUUGUUGGCAUGCGAUAGGAAUUCUAAGCACAUUUGUGUCUCGAUCAUCGACAACAGACUGAGCUGUACACAGAGACAGACAUAAACUAUUCUGCACAACAGGCUAGCUCUACUGACCAACAAGUGCUACAGGCACUGUAUGUAAGAAGAGUUGAAUCAUCGCUGGAAUACUUCUGGCCUGAGCUGUAUUCCUGGAGCUUCUUCUGAUGAUAACCCCUAACAUGUCGGACUUAGUGGUGUUGCUUACCGGUGGAUAAAAGAAGGAGAUGUGAAGAGAAUGUGUAUUUUAGCCUUCGUUCUCAUGAAGGACUGUAUGUUAACUGUGUGUUUUACCAAGAUGGACAAAGUAAGGCCAUGAAAACCCAAAGAUGGUGAUAACUGUACAGAGGGGGAAACGGGGGCUGGGGGCAGAAUACUGCUGUCUGACUCCGGAUACUGUUUUCUGCGGUAUUUUUCGAUUGUAAAAUGAAGAGUCUGCUUUUACCAGAACAAUCAAAAGUGGUGGUUUUGAAAAUGGCGGCAAUCUUGAACUUGAAAUAAACUUGAAAAUGAAUGCAGCGUCCUAGGCAGGCUCAGGCGGGGGUGGGGGUAGGUAAGACGUUUAAGGCAGUUCUGGUGUAGACCACACACUCUCAAAAGUUUUACAAAUCAAUCAAAUUGUCUCAAGAUGUUUACAAGAAACAGUACUACCCUGAAACAUGAAGUAUCUGUACAAAUGGCUGAGCCCAUACUUUCUCUCUGUUGCAUGCAAAUGAUGUGUCUAGUGAAAAUCUUCAGCGUUAAUAUUCAUGUCCAUUUCAUGUUUGACACAUUGGUUUGUGCACCUGGCCCAGUUGCAUUCCUCUUCCUGGAUGUUUCAGUAUGAAUGCCUGUACUGCCAUUUGUCGACAAAGCUGUUACCAGGCAGCCUGAUGAGAGAGCAAAUGUCUACUUCAAAGUGAAGAGGCAAAACAUCAUCGCUUGUCUUUAUUUUUAUAUUUUAUAUAAGCCUUAAUGUACAGCGUGUAAGCUGCUCUAUUGUAAAGUAUCUUUAUAUACAUGUCUUUAUCUUAGUUGAUUUAUUUGGCACCAUGGAUUUUCUUCUCCGAGUUGUUCAUCAAUCAUUGAAUGCAGUUACUAUGCUUUUUCUUGGAACACGACUAAUUGCCAUUUGUUUGUUUAUUCUUUUAAUAAUGUAUUCAGAAUUUUAUUUGCUAAAAAGGAGCUAUCGUUGCUUGUACCUUUGUACACAUAUUUAUAUUUAAAUAAAACCAUUUCCG
Messenger RNA from Paralichthys olivaceus (Japanese flounder), 4618 nucleotides. It is a transcript of the gene kirrel2, whose product is annotated as kirre like nephrin family adhesion molecule 3, like. Gene Ontology annotation, cellular component: cell-cell junction; plasma membrane. Lineage: Eukaryota; Metazoa; Chordata; Actinopteri; Pleuronectiformes; Paralichthyidae. Gene Ontology annotation, molecular function: cell adhesion molecule binding. Gene Ontology annotation, biological process: cell-cell adhesion. The record is from RefSeq and is a predicted model, not a curated record.